Messenger RNA from Amphiprion ocellaris (clown anemonefish), 3158 nucleotides. RefSeq names its product HDGF like 2 (gene hdgfl2). Bases 172 to 2154 code for a protein of 660 amino acids. The record is from RefSeq and is a predicted model, not a curated record. Gene Ontology annotation, biological process: regulation of transcription by RNA polymerase II. Gene Ontology annotation, molecular function: double-stranded DNA binding; transcription coregulator activity. Lineage: Eukaryota; Metazoa; Chordata; Actinopteri; Pomacentridae. Gene Ontology annotation, cellular component: nucleus. The transcript is spliced from 16 exons.
CGUUGCCGCCAUCUCUUCUCGCGGUAACGUUAACGUACUGUUAGCUUGCUGGCUAACCCCCAUCGUUUCCAGGUUUCGUGUCGACCUGAAAACACCAAACCCAGGAGACACACAGACAGACGGCGACUCUGAACACUUUCCCGCGUCCAGGCUGCACGGAGGAGCGGCACGAUGCCUCACAACUUCCAGCCCGGAGACCUGGUCUUCGCUAAGAUGAAGGGAUACCCACACUGGCCGGCCCGGAUUGAAGACGUGGCUGAUGGAGCAGUGAAACCACCUCCUAAUAAAAUCCCAAUUUUCUUCUUCGGGACACAUGAAACAGCAUUCCUGGCAGCAAAGGACCUUUUUGCCUACGAGAAGUACAGAGAACGCUACGGGAAGCCCAACAAAAGGAAGGGAUUCAACGAAGGUUUAUGGGAGAUCCAGAAUAAUCCACACGCCUCCUACAGCGCCCCGCCUGUACCGGCUAGCUCGUCCGACAGCGAGGGCAACAACGCCGGAGGAGGAAGCGACGAGGACGAAGACGACGAAGACGCCACGGUUCCUCGGAAAGCCGAGUCCGGAAGUGAGGUCGACUCGGAUUCCGGCAGUGAAGACCGAGGAGGAGGAGGAACAGGAGUGAAGCGAAAGCCACAAGCUCCUAAGCGACCUCCUCCUCCAAAAAAGGCUCGCGGCUCGUCCAGUGACCGAGACGAAGAGAGCGGAUCUCCUUCUGAAUCAGAGCCGACGCCUUCAGAGUCCGACUCCGGCAAAAACAGUGACCAGGAUUUUACUCCAGAGAAGAAAUCAGGUGGACGAGGUGGAAAGAAAGCAGGAGGCAGAGGGAAGAAAAAGAAGGCUUCGUCUGACUCGGAUUCGGAAUCGGGAUCAGGGUCGGAGAAGAAAGUAUUGGACAGCGACUCUGAGGACGAGAAGCCUCGACCGGCUCUGUCCGGCUCAGAAUCUCAGUCCGGCUCGAAAUCCGACUCGGAUUCGGAUCCUCCUCCUCGGAAAGGCCCGCAGGCUCGCAAGAAAAGUGCAGAGAAACCUGCGCCGAAGCCUCGUGCACGUAAACCCAAACCCGCCCCGGCAAAGCGAGCACCUUCAUCCUCCUCCGACAGUGACAGCGACAGUGAACCCGACCGCAUCAGCGAAUGGAAGAAGCGAGAUGAAGAACGCAGGCGAGAGCUGGAGGAACGCCGGAAAAAGGAGGAAGCAGAGGAGCUCCGCCGGCUACGUGAGAGGGAGAAGGAGGAAGAGGAGAAAAAGAAGAAAGACAAAGAUAAGGGUAAAAAAGGGAGCGACAGUGACAGCAGCAGCAGCUCAGAUGAAGGUAUCGAUGAUCACCCGCUGAAGAAGUCCAAGAAACCACCUCCACCUCCGAUCCCAGCACCCUCAGACUCUGAUUCUCCACCGCCAGCCGAGGUGAAGAAACCUUCCAAGAAGCUGGACAACCAGAAGAAGGCCAGAGUAAAGAAAGAGAAGGAGAGAAAAGAAAGAAAGGAAAAGGAGCUAAAGGAGAAGAAAGCCAGACGGUCAGAAGAGAAGUCCAGAGCAAGGUCUAAGCCUGAAAAACCCAAACGCAAACCGGAGAGGCUGCCGGACAAGAAAGUGGAAAAGAAAAAGGAACCAUCACCAGAGGAAAGGCUACAGAAACUCCACACAGAUAUUAAGUUUGCACUCAAAGUGGACAACCCAGACAUAGAGCGAUGUCUACAAGCACUGGAAGAGCUCGAGGCUGUACCUGUCACCAGCCAGAUCCUCCAUAAAAAUGCUGAAGUUAUUGCCACACUAAAAAAGAUUCGGCGGUAUAAAGCCAGCACUGCAGUCAUGGAAAAAGCGAGUGACGUCUACAACAAGUUGAAACUUCGCUUCGUGGGCAAAGGAGAGGUGCCGGCUAAACCUAAAACAGAGGAUAAGGAACCCGAAGACGAUGAGAAGGAACCACAAAACGCAGAUUCCACUCCAGUGAAUGGAGAAUCAGAGGAGAAUAAAAAUGACAUGGAGGUAGAGGAAAAACCAAAAUCACCUGCACAGGAGGAGAACAAUGACGAAACCACUUCAAGUCCAAACAGACGAAGCCCAGACAGUCCAGCUGAGCAACAGACACACACAUACGAAGAUGCAGACAACUCCAUCUCUGCAGAGACGGAACCUCCUGCCAUAGAAACCUGAGAGACCCUUAAACAACCACUGCUGUGGACCAAGUGCUAAAAGAUGGUGGCCUCUGUUGUGACGUCCUCCCCCGGCACACACCCAGCCGAUUCCUCCAGUAUCUGUUACGUCACCGUUGAUGUUUUGGACAUUUUGUACUUGGAUAAUAUCAAACCUGUUAGCCCCGUUUGGUCCACUGUCCAUCACAGCAACAAGGAAAGCUUCUUAGUGUGAUAGUUUGUGGCGCUGCGCAGACUUCUUUCGUUUCUGAAAUGUACUUUUCCUUUUAUAUGACACUCUGCCCGUCCUGGACCCCAAACUCCUGCUCCUGGCUGCUUUCUUUAUUCUACCACAUGAACUCUUUUUUUUGUUGAUCUUUCAUACUGUAUGUAUAUUGAAUGAUUACAUUUUUAGCACUUCUAACCGGAAUUUAGGUCUGGGGUAGUAUGAGAUGAAACUUCAAUGAAUCCUACGGGGAAAAUUGGGAAGAAACUGAGUCGUGCUGGUCGUUUGUUGCUCUGAAGAUGUUGUGCAGCCCUUAACAUCCGUUGGCUUCGUUUUUAUAAAGCCUGCGAAACAUCACAAAAGCCUCGUCUGUGUGUAUGGCAUCAUGAGAGUGGUAAAGUACUAUUUGUGAGUCUUUUAUGUUAAGUUUUUUUUUUUUUAAUUCUCUGGUCUUGAUCCAGUUAAUCCAGUCUGAAAUGUAAAGAGUCACUUAAAACUGUUUUCCAACUGAGGUCCACCUACUUUUUUUAUAGCCUUGUUUUCAGAUAGUCACAGUUUUGUCUCAAAUAAUAACUGCUGUGGAGUUGAACACCUACACUCUCCUCUCCCCUAGUGUCUGCUUGCAGUAACUUGCAUAAUAAAUGGAAAACUGCCCAUAAAAAGCUAUCGAGAUCUCAUGUAGCUGCAGCCUAUUUUGACAUUUUGCUGUCAUGUGCAUACAACAGGUGUUUUUAGUGCUAUGUAAAUUGGUAAAGCAUUUCUAUCACUUCGUUGAGACUUGAAUAAAAAUCUCAGCAUGA